UGGAAAUGAGAGAAGCCAUUAACAGACACGGAUUCUUUGAAUAUCGUAGGAAGCUCUCCCUGUUCCUUUCAAUCUUUCUUCGCCAAUUCCUUCUUCUUCUUUGACACUUCUUCCUUUUAAUUUUUCCUUCAAUUUCAAUCCCUUUUCUUAUUUUCAUUUCAUCGUCUUCUAUAAAAUCUGUAUAUAUAUUCUUUUUAACAUCAUUUAGAUUUUUCUUCUCUCUUCUGGUGCCGAUUCCACUUCUUUUCAAGGGACAAAAGUUUCGUGUCUCUCUGAAACUUGAUUUUUAUUUGAUUUUAGAGCUGGGUUUUUUCAUUUACUGAUCUGGGUUUAUUGGUUUGGUUUGUGGGUCAUUGAGGAAAUUUGUUGGUUACUGUUUGUUUAUUUCAUCUCUUCUUGUAUAAAAUUGUUCGAUUCUUGCUGUUUCUGUUUAGUUUGAUACCGAAUUUGUAGACGGUACAGUUUCCCGGGGAAUUUCAGAGCUGUUUGUUUUUUGAUCGAGUGAAGUUGUUGGUUUUUUUUUUUUCCUCCGUGGGUUGGGUAUUGGGUUAGCGAGGGAAUUAGUUGGAUCGGAGGGUGAUUUGAUUGUAGUGGUAUUGGUUUUCUAUUUGAAGAACUUAACUAUUGGAGUGCGACUGCGAUCUGAGUUGGAGAGGGAAGUAAUUUGCUGUGCCCUAGAAGAUGGGAGUUCCGACGAUUGCUUUGUACGCUGGUCCACCGAGCAGUAUUUGCUCUACACAUCCCUGUCAAAUCAAUGCUCAUUCGUCCUUGGAUUUCGAAAUUGGUUCUCGACCUUCAUCAGCGUCGUCAACAGCGUCGGCUUCUCAGAAGUCGGUGGCUGGUGGACUUUCAUGUCUCUUCUCUGCUUCACCUGUACGUCAUGUCUCGUCGACGACGAGCUUUUCCGGUUGUGGAGAGGAAUUGGGAUCGUUGUGGCAUGAUAGAGGGGAGGAAUUGAGUAGCUCAUUUCGAUAUUCUUCGAGCAAAUAUUUAGGGUCUUCAUUGGCAAGGGAUUCUAGCCCGGUAUCAGUGUUCCAGGGACCGGUUUCGUGCUGUAGUAGCGGAGUGGGUUCGACAGCAAAAAGCCCUCCGAUUUCGAUUUCUAGAGAGAAGAGUGGGGAAUCUAAUUUUCAGAGCUCGAUUGGAGUUGGGUCGAAUGGAUUCUUCAAUGGGUUCUUGAGGAAUGCUUCAGGAUCAUAUUUGGAUGUUCAUAGAAAUGCUCUUGAUGUGAGUUCAUCGGCUGUGCUCAUGGAUGAGUUGACUUUCAAUUUGGAAGAUGGGUUUGGGGAGUGUACCUCUGAGCCAUAUGCAAAGGAUAUGCUUCUUGGUGCACAAAUUAGGCAUAAGAUCUUUCUUGAUGAAUUCGUGAUCAAGGCAUUUUACGAAGCUGAAAAGGCACAUAGAGGACAAAUGCGAGCCAGUGGAGAUCCAUAUUUACAACAUUGUGUGGAAACAGCGAUGCUUCUGGCUACGAUUGGUGCAAAUUCCACAGUGGUCGCUGCGGGGCUUCUGCACGAUGCACUUGAUGAUUCUUUCAUGUGUUAUGACUACAUUUUAGGGUCAGUUGGAGCUGGGGUUGCUGAUUUAGUUGAAGAGGUGUCUCAACUUAGUCAUUUGAGCAAGCUUGCACGUGAGAACAAUACAGCCAACAAAACCGUUGAGGCAGAUCGAUUGCAUACCAUGUUCCUUGCCAUGGCAGACACCAGGGCCGUUCUUGUGAAAUUGGCCGAUCGUCUGCAUAAUAUGAUGACACUAGAUGCAUUGCCAUUGACCAAACGACUAAGAUUUGCCAAGGAAACUAUGGAAAUUUUUGUACCAUUGGCGAAUCGCUUGGGAAUAUUGAGUUGGAAGGAGCAGUUGGAAAACUUAUGCUUUAAGCAUCUUCAUCCCGAAGAACACAAAGAACUUUCAUCUAAACUCGUGGACUCCUUUGAUUCAGAAAGGAUAACUUCUGCAAUCGAGAAAUUAGAUCAAGCCUUGAAAAAUGAAGGGAUUUCUUACCAUCUCUUAUCUGGACGCAACAAGAGCUUAUACAGCAUAUACUUGAAAAUGCUGAGAAAGAAGUUGACCAUGGACGAAAUCCAUGACAUUCAUGGCAUACGUCUUAUUGUAAAAAAUGAAGAAGACUGCCAGAAAGCUUUAAGAAUAGUUCACCAGUUGUGGUCUGAAGUGCCUGGGCGGUGCAAAGAUUACAUUAGUCGACCCAAGUUUAAUGGGUAUCGAUCUCUACACACGGUUGUGGUGGGUGAAGACAUGGCGCACCUUGAAGUGCAAAUUAGAACAAAAGAGAUGCAUUUGCAAGCAGAGUUUGGCAUUGCAGCUCAUUGGAGAUACAAGGAGGGUGACAGCGAAUACUCUCCGUUUGUCGUUCAGAUGGUCGAAUGGGCCCGUUGGGUAGUCACUUGGCAGUGUCUGUCUAUGAGCAAAGAUGGAUCGUCAGUAGACUCUGCUGAUUCAAUAAGACCGCCCUGCAAAUUCCCUUCUCAUUCUGAGGGCUGUCCAUACUCGUACAAAACCCAAUGUGAUGGACAAGAUGGACCUGUAUUCGUCAUAACGAUUGAGAAUGACAAGAUGUCGGUUCAAGAGUUUCCUGCAAACUCAACGAUCACGAAUUUAAUGGAAAGAUGUGGUCGAGGAAGCGCAAGAUGGACCUCCCAUGGCUUCCCCAUGAAAGAAGACUUGAGGCCAAGAGUUAACCACAAGCGAGUGAAUGAUCCAACGUGCAAACUGAAGAUGGGUGAUGUGGUGGAGCUAACUCCCACCAUACCUGACAAGUCAUUAACAGAGUACAGGGAAGAAAUCCAGCGAAUGUACGACCGUGGGAUCACGGUAUCAAACUCCGGACCGUCUCCUGUUGCACCUAACAUUGUUGGUUUCUGGAGCUAACCAUACAUUAGUUUCUCUGUGGUUUAGUGAUUAUCAAAUUAUUCUGUACAUAAUGGUCUUUGUACACCAAAAAAAAAAAAAAAAAAAGAGAAAAA
Messenger RNA from Cucumis sativus (cucumber), 2981 nucleotides. RefSeq names its product probable GTP diphosphokinase RSH2, chloroplastic. The coding region runs from base 682 to 2886 and encodes 734 amino acids. The record is from RefSeq and is a predicted model, not a curated record. The transcript is spliced from 6 exons. Gene Ontology annotation, cellular component: chloroplast. NCBI's taxonomy places the organism in Eukaryota, Viridiplantae, Streptophyta, Magnoliopsida, Cucurbitales, Cucurbitaceae. Gene Ontology annotation, biological process: guanosine tetraphosphate metabolic process.